Molecule: messenger RNA, 351 nt
Organism: Cyclocybe aegerita
Lineage: Eukaryota; Fungi; Basidiomycota; Agaricomycetes; Agaricales; Hemipholiotaceae
Source: the annotation of a GenBank genome assembly
AUGAUUGAGAAGAAAGCGAAUGACGGUAAACUUAUCGAAAAGAUGAUUGCAAAUAGGAUACAGUUUGACGCUGUCAAGCAUGAUAUCUUCCAUCCAAACCAACUUGGCGGCAUCCGCCAGAGGUCAACUGAGGAUGCUGGAUUGAUUCUGACUCAUCUCGUGCGAGCGGGGUGGGUUAAGGGUCUCCAGACUAGUGCGCUGGCUUUUGACAUCGCGCAGUUCUUCCCUUCUAUCAACCAUGAAAUGUUCAUGGCUGUACUUCGCAAGCAAGGGUUCUCGCCGGUUCUGCGGUGCUCGAUGGCAGCCCGCUCGCUAUCUACAAACACGUACGCUACGCAGCCUGGGUACUAA